Molecule: messenger RNA, 6730 nt
Organism: Schistocerca cancellata (South American locust)
Lineage: Eukaryota; Metazoa; Arthropoda; Insecta; Orthoptera; Acrididae
Product: HMG box-containing protein 1-like
Exons: 7
Coding region: 166-1395 (409 amino acids)
Biological process (GO): regulation of transcription by RNA polymerase II
Cellular component (GO): nucleus
Molecular function (GO): RNA binding; DNA-binding transcription factor activity, RNA polymerase II-specific; RNA polymerase II cis-regulatory region sequence-specific DNA binding
Source: RefSeq, a predicted model, not a curated record
AAACGUGAUCGCUGUAAGCAAAGGGGUUUUCAGUGUUUUGUUAGUAACGUAAACAAAAUAAAAACAGAUUCAUGGAAACGAAGCCACCAAAAAUGUUGUGAAGACAACGCUUACGAUAAGUCGAGCACCAAUGGGCUAGAAAAAAUAACGGUAAACUUUAAAUACAUGUACAAAAUGAUGAUGAGUGACAACUGCACUUGCGGGAAUAGCGGGGAGGUAGGAAAAUGCGUCCGCUGUACCUCCCCUGUGCAGCCUACAGAUCUGAGUCUGAAGUGUCCGUCCAAGAAACUGCGGCCCAUACCACCGCCCCUCGAUCUGGCUGGUCAUCCACCCAAUGCGCUGAAGGAGUUUGCUAUAAUUGCAACGAGCCCAAAAAGCCCACUGAUGCAGAAGAGUUUACCAUUUCGUAAAAGGGCAUACAGCUUUUCAUGGAAUUCAGAUGUUACCCCACCACCUACUCCACCACAGCAGCCGGCACAAGCCAUCAUUACUGCCACCACAGUAAAAGUGGAGCCGCCUGCAAGUCCAAGUACACAGCAGGCCCAGAGCUCAGUUCUCAUGAGCCCAGCAUCUCUCACCAGCAGUCGUGAGGAUCUCCAUUCUUGUCCAUGGCCUGCUCCAGUGUGGCACUGCUUCCAGCCAGGAACACUAGUGCGUUUUAGUGGUGAUACAACAUGGCGACGGGCUGAGGAAAUUUCGGGCUAUCGCUGUGAGUGGCUACGCCUAGAAAUGGCAGCUGAACAAGAACGGACACAAGAUGGUGUGUCUACUGUACUUGCAUUCCGCUGGGAACGAGGUGAUCUGACUGCUCGAUGUUCUCGUUUACAGACAUUUUACACACAUCAUAAAGGUUGGUGUGCUGUAUGCCCAGAUGAAGUAUUGCAUGCAUACAGUGUAUCGUGUCACCUAUUAGAACCAGGAGAUAUAUGUUUACCACCUCCAAGAAACAGCUGCGCAUCUGUUGGCAGUAGCUGGCCAGCAGUAACAGUGAAAUCUCCAGAUAUAUGUGACAGUUUUCGCAGGUUUAGUUUUCCUCCUGAGGAGUUACCAACAAGUAGGCACAAACUAGUGUCUCUAAAGCCAGUGCCAGUACCUUCCAUAGCAGUGGAAAUCUCAACUCCAGUGCCCUCCCCUGCAGCUGGGCCAGAAACAGAGCGGGCAAAACGUCCUAUGAAUGCAUUUAUGCUGUUUGCCAAGCGUUACAGACUUGAACUUAUACAGUCGCACCCAGGCAAGGACAAUAGGGCAAUCAGUGUACUUUUGGGAGAGGCAUGGCGUAGCAUGCCUGCUGAGGAGCGUCAGAAGUUUGUGGAGGAAGCACGACUCCUGGCCCAGGAGCAGAAGAGGCGCCACCCUGAUUGCUGGAAACGUAAGCGGUCUCUUUCCACCAGUUAGCGAUGUUCGAUAAAGUAUGUACAUUUGCAUUUAUUUACUUGUGCAUUUAAAAACUUGAAGCACCCCAUGAAGGAAUGGUUGAAGGAAUGGUUGGCUAUAUCAGUUUUCUGUGGACAUUAUGCUGUUCAAUAUUUUCUGUCAUGACAUAACAUAUGAGACAGUGAGUGUGGUGUGAUGCAAGUUACCCUUGAAGCAGCCUCUCGAUUUUUAAUAAAGCAGUAAUAUUUUUAAGAAAAGAGAUGUUUGCUGGAAUGCUGUUAUAGUUAAAAACAAACUUUUCAUCUUUGUCAGCAGUUAAACAAAUUAUCAAAUAAAUGAAAUGAUGUCAAAAACUUUGCAGGUAACAUAAAUAUUCUGAAUGACUUACAUAGAACAAUAGGUUCUUGAAAACAAGGAAACUGAAUGGAAUAUCCUCAGCUACUUCAUCAGACCUGAUGACUCUGUAUCCUACAUAUUAAAUGUCGAGGACAUUUUUUCCCAAAUGUGUGCAAAUCUUUACAAGAUUAUUAUUGGUAAGCCAUUAAGCAUUUUUUGCACUUUAUAGUCCUGCUCAGCAAAUAUUGUAAAUUUAUUUGCAUAAGUUCAUCUACAUGGGGAGGAGGACAGAAAGACACCUGAAAGUUAAGAAUUUAAAUCAGUGAUAGUCUACAAAGUAAUAUUCUUUUUAAAAAGAUAAAUAAUGAUGAACAGAUCCAGAAAGAAUGAAUUUAUUCAUAACAUUGGUGGAACGGAGGCGUAAAGAAAGAAAACUGAAUAGGAAAUGAGAACACAGUAAUGUUUUAAGGAAUGAAAGAAGACAUUAGUAGGUAAGACAACUGCACACAGAAGAGGUAAGGUGAAACUGAAGGAAAGAUGAAACAAAUUGAAAGAUACAUGAAAAUGAUGGUAACUAUUUUAAAACUGUGGCACCUUUUAGCAAAUACUCAUCAAUUUCAUAAUUAAGUCAUCAAGAUACAAACUACAGACUGUCUUCUUCAGACUGUUACCUGUGUUGUCACAUACUAAUAAGUCAAAUGGAGUUUCACCAGAACUUGCCUCCAGGAGGUGCAGUUUCCAGUGUUACAAGAGAACAAUAAACAAAUUAGUCACAGCACUCCUUGAUUUUAAAGUAUGGCAUUUUUCUUCAGGGAGGAGGAAAAAUAUGGUUGGGAGAUGGGAUGUCCUGGCACACAAAACAAAACUCAAAUUACAAGGAAUUGAUAUCUUAAUAUGUUAGUAUAUCUUUUGACAUAUUAGUCCAUGUGGCACUCUACUGUAGACACAUGUGCUUAUUUAUCUGACCCAAAAUUAUUUUAUUCCUGGUGUAAAAAUUACAAAAAUUAAUCAUAUUCUCAUUUGCUGACAAAUAAAAGUUUACUGUAAAUUAAGAAACUUGUAAUUGACGAGAUGUAAAGCUGCCAGUAAAUUUUGUAACAGACCCUACUUGAAAUACGUUUCAGCAAACUGCACUAAUUUUUUAUUCUUUCUGUAAAAGUGGUUAACGUAAUGUAUUGCUCAGUGAGACAUUCAAGUACGCCAAAUCCAGUGUGCUGGACAGCAAACAAAUAUAUGCAUGAUGGAGUUCCUACUACGUUCUACAUUUAUUUUUAGGUAAGAUUACCGCCACUGUUAAUAUCAGUUGAACACUGGAGUAUAAAUCUCUAAACUAGGAACUUGUCUAAGAAGACUAGUAAAAGGCUCAUAUAUAUAUUCCACCAGAAAUGAUAACAUGGUAUAUAUAAAAUAAUCAUCCCAGAAACAUCAUUAUUUAUUCACCAUUGGAUUAUAGGUAUAUUUCUUGUGUGAAUGUGACAAGUCAUCAGGAAUCACUGUUUGAUAUAACAAUCAAAAUACGAAGAAAAGGGAAAGCCUCACUUGCAUAUGAAUAAUGAUUGCCAUAUAGCCACAUUGACAAAUCAGAAAAUGAUACUAGGUUUUGAGCUAUCACCAUUGUAUUUAUGUUGUAAUAAACAGUAGCCGUAAUUGUUGGGAAAGAUUAAAGGGAACUAAGGACAAAUAUUGCAGCUAGCAGGAAGUACAUUUUGACACUGUGAAACAUUCAGUUGUCAGAUGCUAAAAAUAAUGAACUGCAUUAGUGUAGUGGUGGUGAUGGAAGAAAUAUAUCAUUCGGCCCACUGGACAUUGAAACCAAAUUAGGUGACUACAAAGACUGUCAUAUGUGCAAAACUCCCAUCUUGCAAAAGAGGAGUAAAGUCUAGCAGAUGUGGUACCAUCUAAGGAUUAUAUAAGGAAACCAGUAAGCAUGUUAAGGAAAGCCAUUGUUUUCUACCUUUAUUUUCAUUUUGGUGAUUCAGUUCUUUCUAGUCAAUAAAACUCAACUUACUGGAACAAACAUUAUCAUCUACUACAAAUUUAAUAUCAUCUUGUUAAUGAGAUAUAAUCUAAGAAAGUGUACAGAUUCUUUGAAAUGGCACUUGAUUGCACGAUAAGUGUGAUCUUUAGUUGUAAAAGUAUUGGUAGACAGGUUAGAGGUAAUAACCAAGAGAAUAAAUUGCAUUCACAGUGCCAUUCUUAUAGUGAAAGAAAAAAAUUAUGGAAGUCAUAUUUCAUCGGGCACUUCUUGGAAUACUGUGCUGACCUGUGGCCAGGACUGCACAUGGCUUUCACUGUUAAAAUUUUUGCAGAAGGAAAUUGACUGAACUCAAUUUAUUUUCACAGCAUGUGUAGAUUAACUGAAAACUUACAAUGAGGUAUGCUCCAGUGCUAUGAGGAACUUGUAUUGCACUAAAAUGAAUAACUUAAUUCCAGUCGAAAUAGAAGCACUGAACAUGUGAGCUGAUGAGAAGACAUAUAGUAUGCCCUUGAUAACUUGUCAUUACUCACAAUGAUAGCAUACCAAGAAAGAAGAGUAUUAUUUAAAAAUUUUACAUGUGCUGAAGCUGCCAGAGUAAAUUUAUGCAAUUGUCUCAAAGUUUUGUGAGAUACAUGUCUUUGUUGCUUCUUUCUUCGAGGGAACUACACAAGCAGUGUGUGUAUGAACCUAUGUGCACUGUUAUUCCUUUGAGAAGGAAAGAAAGAGAUAAAACCAUUGAAGUGGACCUGUAAUUGUAAUUUCCUAACUCGUGUAAUUUAUCACCAACAGCAUUUCUUUCCUGUUUCCUAUCCCUGCCUUCAGUUCCCUGACUAAUCAUUCACAGCUGUUCAGCAGACAUUGCAAUGUUAUAUACUUGUUAGGUAAGUACUUGACACUCUUAGUGAGCUGUUAUAACAAUGAAAAUAAUCAAUUAUUGACUAUAUAAUGUAAAUGGACAGAUAAAAAAUCUACUCACCAAAUGGCAGCAGGGCUCCCCUGCUGACGCUUAGUGAGUAGAUUUUUUAUCUAUCCAUUUACAUUAUAUUGUUAGUGAGCUGUGUUAGCUAUCAGAAUGUCUCAACUCUCAUUGUGAUUUCAUAUUUUGGAACAGUGCUUGAAAGGGUUUAUGUAGAGUAUUUUAAAAUACUUUCCCCCAUUUUUAAAUUCUGUAUAGCUUCUCAGUGGAUACUAUUCUACAAACAGCUAAACUGAUGUAGCCAUUCCAUUUCUAAGGAAUGAAUUAGUUUGAAUAUAUUAUUCCAUGACAAAGGUUAUGCUGAAGUACCUCCAGCAUUAGAAAUGUGUAAGCUGAUAGUAACUAUUUGCUGCUGCAAAUGUUCCCAGAACAUACUGUAAUGUCUUCCUGUUGCAACUAGUAUUCAGAUUGAGAGUAUAUGAUAAUUUGACACACCUGUCAAUUUUUUUACUUUUAAAUAUAAAAAAUAUCAAUUCAUUGAAAGUUAUUUUAAAUUAUCUACAAUCAUACUGUUAUAUGCCUAAGAUCUUACUUACAUUGUGGAAUUAAAUAUGAAGUAAAUGAAACACUGUGUGAAAGCUAGUUAACAUACAUAUUCUGAUAUUAUGUCUGCUUAAGGCCCGAUUAUUCUCAAGCAAUGCUUUUCAGAAUGUGCUUUUAGGAAAAAAAAAUUCAAAUUUAUCAACUUAGUUAUCAUCCUUCAAAAAUGAAUUGGAAACUGGAUACUGUGCCUUUUUAUUUACCACAUUUUUAAUUUAUGUGACAAAGAUGUGACAAAACCUCCAAAUGAAACUGACUUUACAUUGAUGUCUCAUUUUUCCUUUUCAUAUUUUUGAAGGUACAAGAAUGUACUUUUGGAAAUCAGACCUCAAAAAUGAAUUUAUUGUCAUUGUAACUGAUCAAAUUCAGGAGACCUUAAUUUUAUAAUUUUCACAGAUAAUUAGUUUUAGGCAUUAUUCUUGUGUCUGUAAAAGUGUUGCAUUGUUCUUUUGUUUUUACUUAGUUUUUUAUGUCGUUUAAUAAAAAUGUCAUUCCUAGUUGAGGGGUUUUAAGUACUGGACAUUUAUUAAUGAUUUUGUAAUAAUAGACUUGGAAAUUUCUGUGAAUAAUUAGCCAAAGGUACACGAAUUGUGAAUGUGUAAAUGUAACUAUGCAUGUGGUAAAAAAGGAAGGGUGCAUAACUGCACUUCAGUUUUUGUGAUUCUGUUUGUCCUUGUUGAUUAUCAGAUCAUAGGAUUUUUUUAUAUCUGCCAAAUUGUUGACAAGGGUUUGAAUUUUAUUGUUUUCAUAAUACUUUAAGGAUUUUAAAAAAACUUAUGAAGUACGAUAAUCCAGUGGUUUUUUAACUUGCUGGUUUAGUUAGAAGCUUAUAUAUUGCGUAGCUGCUACCCUGCCAGUUUACUGUUUUUGUGGUUUUCCUGUAACCGUUUAUGUAGCUGAAACCCACUAGGCAAAAUGAUUUUCUUUUAUAAUAUGGCGAAAGGAUGGAGUCUAAGAUGUACAAAUAAAAGAAUACUUGGCGCUGACCUGUUUGGUCAGAACACAAGAUCUCACUUGUCCGGGGCAAGGACUGAUCUCGUAAACUAAUGUAAGCCGUGUCUUUCAUACAAAAAAUUGUCUUCACUAAUACAUAGUGUAGUAUUGUAAAUACUAACAAUGUGGAAAAUGAAGUUGUCAUAACUAAAGAAAUAAUACUCUUGAGAGAGAAGACUUCUCCUUGGCUGUUAUUGUGCUCUCUGUGCAAAUUGUGCGUGUCAAACUAGCAUUUUGUUAUUUUUGCAGUCUUUGUCUGCAUUAUCUGUUUUGUUGCAAUGCAAUAUCUGAAAAAUUAUUCAUGUAAAGCUUUCUGUGUAGUAGCUUUGUGAUAGCUGGAAAAACGGGGAGGCAAAGCACUUAAGAAUGUACUGUAAUAAAUAUGUCAUCAACCUGAAGGUUGGUUUGACCUUGUUACUGCUUUACAAGGCAUGUUCCCUUUGUAAAUUGUAGGUAUUUAUAGCAGUACCUACAGUUGACUCGGAAUUCACACCGUGUUGUUACUGGAUUUUCUCACAUAUAUUAUUAAUUAA